Molecule: messenger RNA, 2200 nt
Organism: Daucus carota subsp. sativus
Lineage: Eukaryota; Viridiplantae; Streptophyta; Magnoliopsida; Apiales; Apiaceae
Product: protein RETICULATA-RELATED 1, chloroplastic
Exons: 8
Coding region: 237-1835 (532 amino acids)
Biological process (GO): plant organ development
Cellular component (GO): chloroplast inner membrane
Source: RefSeq, a predicted model, not a curated record
AUCCGAGUUACCGAGUGAGGGAAGAGAUUGGGUUUAUCGCCUAAACGGGCCAUCCAUCCAACUCCAUCAAAACCCAAACAUCACCCUCCUUAUUUCCCCUCUUUCUCUCUCUAAAAAUACUCUAGAGAGAAGCCUUCCAAACUAAACUAAUCCUCUCUCUCUCGCACUCAUUUAUGGAAAUUUAACCCCCAAACAUCACCCUAUCUAUUCAAACCCUAAACUCGAAAAAAUUAAAAAUGUCUCGCACAAUAUUUCAAACAGUCCCUAUCUCCCCAAUUCCAGCUUGUAACAAGCCCUUGUUUUCUCCAGAAUUACCUCUAUCGCCCUCCAGAGUCUCGUUUUUCCGGCCGUUCAGGGCUCCGAUUAAGCUCCGGAUAGGUAGAAUUGUUGUGAGAGCUUCGUCGUCGGCGCCGGUGGUUGAUGACGACGCAAUUAAAGGACUGGAGAGGUGUUUGGCGAGUGAUUCAGCGGCGUCGUCGUCGUCGGGGGUUUUGUAUGGCCCGGUUAUGAAGGGAGGGCAGUACGGAGCGUUUAGCGGUGCCACGACGUUGGAGAAAUCGAAGCUCGAUUUGACGCAGAAGCAGACCAAGUCCAGUCCUGAGCUUGCAAUUGGCGGAGGUGGUGGGAAUAUUGGGAAAAGUAUAAAUUUUGGUGGUGGUGAUGGGGGAGACGACAAUGGUGAUGAUGAUGACUACUUUGAUGACUUCGAUGAGGAUGAUGAUGGUGAUGAGGGUGGCCUGUUUAGGAGAAGGAUGGUUCUUCCAGAGCUGUUCGAUAGGGAACUUAUUAAAGCAGUAUUGAACGAAUGGCAGAAGACAAUGAUAGAUUUACCAGCAGGAAUUCGGCAGGCCUGUGAAAUGGGCUUAGUGAGCACUGCACAGAUGGUAAAAUAUCUAGCAAUUAAUGCAAGGCCAACCGCUACUCGGGCGAUUUCUCGCACACUUCCUCAAGGACUGUCUCGGGGGUUUAUAGGCAGGAUGAUAGCAGAUCCUGCGUUUCUACACAGGCUUCUCUUUGAGCAGGCAUCUACAUUCGGUUGCUCAGUCUGGUGGGAGUUCAAAAAUCGCAAGGAGAGGAUAAAGCAGGAAUGGGAUCUUGCCCUUAUCAAUGUUCUAACCGUAACAGCUUGCAAUGCUAUAGUUGUUUGGACGCUUGCCCCUUGUCGUUCGUAUGGGAACACAUUUCGUUUUGAUCUACAAAAUACUCUGCAAAAGCUUCCAAACAAUAUAUUUGAAAAGAGCUAUCCACUUAGAGAGUUUGACAUGCAGAAGAGAAUCCACUCAUUCUUCUACAAAGCUGCAGAAUUGUGUAUGGUUGGGUUAACUGCUGGGGCAACCCAGGGUGCUUUGUCAAAUCUUGUUGCUAGCAAAAAGGAAGGAAGGUUAUCUGUGACAAUUCCAUCCGUCAGUACCAAUGCUCUUGGUUAUGGAGCUUUCCUUGGUCUGUAUGCAAACCUACGUUAUCAGCUGUUGUGUGGAUUUGACAAGGCUAUGGUCCAACAUUUUGAUGUUAUUGGUGUAGCAUUGGUUUUUAGCACAGCUUUGAGGUUGUUGAAUACUCAGUUAGGUGAGACAUCUCGGUUGGCCUGGCUCGGGGUUGAAGUUGAUCCUCUAGCUCUGUCAGAAAACCGCUUGAAGGCGUACAGUAGACCAUCUGAAGCUGUUGAUCAAGCCUCUUCAUCAAAAUGGUUCAUCUCCAAGAAUCCCAUUGUAUCUGGCCUUGGGCUACUUGGCAUCAAACAGGGACUUCAAAGUGAUUCUGUCCCUGAGGGUGAAGCACCACCUCCCAAGCCUAGGAGAAAGAGAGUAGUUAGGAAAAAGGUCUCAACAACCUGAGUUUUUAGGUGGUCAAACAAGGUCUCAACUUGCCUUUCAAUUUUGCAAUGCUACAAUUAUGAUGCUGGAUCACCUCGAUAAACAACAGGCAGUACUGGUGAGCACGCGGGACUACUGAUGACUGGCAGAGUAUUUUGUAUAUUUGAUGAUCUUCAUUGAAGAAUAUCGAGAUGAGCAUAGCUUUCUCAUUGUUUUGACUUUUGAUUAUAGCCAAAUUCUAGUCGACGUUUGGAUGACUUGGUAUUUAGAUUACUUGGGAGUUCAUUCUUCAUAGUUAAUAUAAAAAAUUCUCUUGAUCCACAGCUGUGUAGUUACAAUAUUAUUGUCACAUACUCUUUGGAGAUUAGUGAUUUGGGCUUCUGGUA